This is a messenger RNA of Leucoraja erinaceus (little skate), 1306 nucleotides long. RefSeq names its product zinc finger protein 239-like. The record is from RefSeq and is a predicted model, not a curated record. NCBI's taxonomy places the organism in Eukaryota, Metazoa, Chordata, Chondrichthyes, Rajiformes, Rajidae. The transcript has a single exon. Gene Ontology annotation, cellular component: nucleus. Bases 203 to 1306 code for a protein of 367 amino acids.
UCCGCCAUAAACGCACCCAAUAUGUGCUAGUAAUGUCCUGUUUGCCAGCUUGUUGACCCUCUGUGUUCCCCUCCUGCAGGGUUUAGGAGUCGUUGCUGUGGACGGAGAGACGUGAGUGGCCAUUGUGGGCGGCCAGGGUGCAGAGUGAGCCCCCACCCCAUCUGCUCGGUGUGUGGGCUGAGCUUCGAGGGGCUGAGCUUCGAUGGAGGACCACAUGACGGGGCACAACAAGGAGAAGCGUUAUGAGUGCGACGUGUGUGGCAAGGCCUGGCAGAGCCCGAGCGAGCUGGAGAUCCACCGGCGGGUGCACACGGGAGAACGCCCCUUCGACUGCUCGGAGUGCGGCAAGAGCUUCAAGACGGCGAAUGUCCUGAAAACCCACCGGCAGGUGCACACGGGCGAGAUGCCCUAUGGCUGCUCUACCUGCAGCAAGAGCUUUGCCCAGUUGUCGGGGCUGAGGAACCACCUGAGGGUGCACAGCAGUGAGCGGCCAUUCAGCUGCUCCGACUGCGGCAAAGGCUUCAAGUCGUCGCCAGAGCUGAAGCAGCACCGGUACAUCCACACCGGGGAGCGCCCCUACACCUGCACCCAGUGCGGCAACGGCUUCACCCAGUCCUGCAGCCUGCUGCAACACCAGCGCACCCACACCGGCGAGGGCCCCUUCACCUGCGCCCAGUGCGGCAAGGGCUUCACCUCCUCCGGCAACCUGCUGUCUCACCAGCGCAUCCACACCGAAGAGCGCCCCUUCACCUGCGUCCAGUGCGGCAAGGGCUUCACCUGCUCCUCCAAGCUGCUGUCCCACCAGCGGGUGCACACCGGCGACCGUCCCAUCCCCAACUCGGUAUGUGGAGAGCGUUUGCCAUGGCCUUCCAUGCCGUGCAUCACCAGCGCGUGGACACCAGUGGCCAGCCCUACGACUGCCCGCACUGCGGUGAGGUGUUUGACAGCUCGAGGGCGUUGCGGCAGCACUGGUGGACCCACGUCGGCGAGCAGCUGCUCCCACUAUGGCAAGAGAGCAUGGGGGCUGCUGGAGCACCAGUGGAUACACACCAGAAAGAGACCCUUUGUGUGCGCUGAGUGUAACAAGGGUUACAGCCGCAUGUUCAGCCUGUGGCAGCACUGGCGUACCCACAGUGGUGAGCGUCCCUUCACCUGCCCGGCAUGUGGGAAGGGCUUCACCCGCCUUGACCACCUGCUGGAGCACCGGCAAGUCCAAACCGGCCAGUUCCCCUGCACCUGCCGACUCUGUGGCAAGGCAUUUACCCGCUCCUCCAGCCAGCUGGCACACCGCCACGUGGAUAGAUAG